Colletes gigas is the source of this 1709-nucleotide messenger RNA. RefSeq names its product zinc finger BED domain-containing protein 4-like. Bases 16 to 540 code for a protein of 174 amino acids. The transcript is spliced from 2 exons. NCBI's taxonomy places the organism in Eukaryota, Metazoa, Arthropoda, Insecta, Hymenoptera, Colletidae. The record is from RefSeq and is a predicted model, not a curated record.
GAAAACGACUGGAACAUGAUUUCUGGAGCAACUAGCGUCUUGGACCCGUUACACUGGGCGACCAGAGAGAUGUCCAGCGAUCCUUACGUCAUGAUCUCGAACAUAAUACCGAUGGUUUUCUGCAUGGAGGCCCGUUUGAAGAAGCUGAAAAACCUGCAGUCGAACGUUGAGCUUUUCCGCAAGAAUUUGUUGAACCAAUUUGACGAAUAUUACGUAAACUUCGAAAAUAAUUUGGUUUAUAGGUUCGCCACGUUCCUGGAUCCCCGUUACAAGGGUACCGUGUUCCGUUUGGAGAAUUCCGUGGAAAAGAUUAAGGAUGAUCUGACGAAAACGUACGGUAACACCAGAAACAAAAUCACGUCCAAAAAGAAGAUGCAAACCGUCGACAAUGCAGAAACUGAGCAUUUGUGGGAAGAGUUGCAAAAAGUUCAAAAGGAGAGGGUCAAUACCGAAUAUUCUUCUCCCUCUUUUACAGAUGAUUUGGAUAGCUAUUUAAACUCGGAAGUAAUUGACAGGAAAUUGAAUCCCAUUACGUGGUAGAACACAAAGGGCAAAGAAAUGAUUCCGGAACUCGUGAAGCCUGCGUUAGAAAAUUUGUGCAUUCCAGCAUUGGCUGCACCCAGCGAACAUUUGUGUUCCAAUAUGGGACAGAUUAUUCUCGAUCGAAGGAUACCAUUGCAACCAAAAUACGUGAAUAUGCUCGCUGUCGUAGGCUGGAACUGAAAUAAAUAAAGUAACGUUAAACACGUAUUAGUUAUUACGUGUUAUUUCAUUAACAAUACGUUUGUUUUUGUCGACGAAGAACAAUGGGAGUCCAAUCGGUGUUACGGACGACGCGUGUUGUAGGUAGCAGUUGUCUUUCUGUUUUCUGCGGUUAAAUUUUUCUUUUUCCACAGGGAUAGAGUUGGCUAUGGAGGCAACAGGUGAAGUAUAGCGUACAAUUUGUUCGCCGUCGAUAAAUCAGUGAAGAUAAAAUGAGUCUAGCCGCCGCGCCGAACCGAGCGUUGCACCUGUUUUAGUUUUUCUUUUUCAAACUACCUGUCAGUAUCCAUUCAACUUCCCUCGUUUGGACCACGGGACGCGACUAAGAAUCCUAAAUCACGAAAGUGUGAUUUGUCGUUCCUGAAAAUAGUUUUAGAUUUUUGAAUCCGUAAGAUGGUUUUUCAAAUUUUGUUUAAAAAGAAAGGUUUGUUUUACAAACGAUAAUCAUUGUGAAACUUCGAAUUGAGAUUCAACAUGAAAGUCGAAGUAUUUACACACCGUGGUGGUUGAUCUCGUUUCGCUAGCUUUCAAGGUGAUUUCCGCUUUAGCUAAAAAAGAGAACAGAUGCUUAUUUUCAUGAUUUUUGUCGCGGAAUUAUGGCCUCUGUAAAAUAAGCAGCGGAAGUUUUGGUCGAACGAGGACCAUCCGUAUUCGACGGCAAGGUGUUAAACAUCGGACGUAAUUGGAAAUCGUGGUCAAAGUUAAUGGCGCGAUUACGCAUCAAGAAGGAUUGCAAUGAAACGUCAGGAUAUGCGGGUAGCAUGAACGUUCCCGCGUAACCGUGCCUACAGCAAUGUAUAUGCACACAUAUGUAUACAUAUAAAGCCAGUUCUUGGAGGUUGGAACGCGCAGCUGAUCGUUUUCCAUUGCCACCUGUACCGUUUGUCUCCUUUUGUGUAUACUUUUCCGUUUCACGGUCUUUUCGAGCAGGCCAAUCGAACAAUCUU